GAGGACAUGGUGUGUCUCUCCUGCACCGCAACCGGCGAAAGGGUUUGCCUGGCGGCCGAGGGUUUCGGUAACAGACACUGCUUCCUCGAGAACAUCGCGGACAAGAACAUACCCCCGGACCUGUCGCAAUGCGUAUUCGUAAUAGAACAAGCGCUCUCGGUGAGAGCGCUGCAGGAAUUGGUUACCGCUGCCGGUUCCGAGACGCAGCAAGAAAGCUUAGGAAAGGGCACUGGAUCGGGCCACAGAACUCUUCUAUAUGGCAACGCGAUUUUACUGAGGCAUCAGAACAGCGACAUGUAUUUGGCUUGUCUGUCGACCAGCUCGUCCAACGACAAGUUGGCUUUCGAUGUCGGUCUACAACAACAUUCUCAAGGGGAGGCUUGCUGGUGGACAGUUCAUCCAGCUUCGAAACAGAGGUCAGAGGGUGAGAAGGUCCGAGUAGGUGACGAUCUCAUUUUGGUAUCCGUGGCCACCGAGAGAUACUUGCACACCACCAAAGAGAACGAUUUGUCGGUGGUGAACGCCUCGUUCCACGUCACCCAUUGGUCCGUACAGCCAUACGGUACCGGGAUCAGUCGAAUGAAGUAUGUCGGUUACGUGUUCGGCGGUGAUGUUUUGCGAUUCUUCCAUGGCGGCGACGAGUGUCUCACUAUACCGUCGACUUGGAGCACAGCGCCCAGUCAGAAUAUUGUGAUCUACGAGGGUGGCAGCGUAAUGAGCCAAGCUCGAUCUUUAUGGAGGCUCGAAUUAGCAAGAACAAAAUGGGCGGGUGGGUUCAUUAAUUGGCUACACCCGAUGAGGAUCAGACACUUGACGACAGGCCGUUAUUUAGGCGUAAAAGAAAACAACGAACUGUACCUGGUCGAUAGGAACGAAGCUACAAUAGAGACGUCAACGUUCUGGCUGAGACAAGAGAAGGACGACCAGAAGAUUGUUCUCGAAGACAAGGAUCUCGAGGUCAUCGGCUUGCCAAUUAUCAAAUAUGGUGACUCGACUGUUAUCAUGCAACAUGCUACAACAUGUCUGUGGGUCUCAUACAAGUCAUACGAGACAAAGAAGAAGGGCGUCGGUAAAGUGGAAGAGAAGCAAGCUGUGCUUCACGAGGAAGGCAAAAUGGACGACGGUCUGGAUUUCUCCCGGUCGCAAGAAGAGGAGUCCCGCACGGCUCGUGUGAUCAGAAAAUGCAGCAGCUUGUUCACACAGUUCAUCACAGGCCUAGAGACGCUGCAAGUAGAUAGAAGAGCGUCAAUGUUCUUCCAAAAUGUGAAUCUGAACGAAAUGGUGAUGUGCCUGGAAGACUUGAUCAAUUAUUUCGCCCAGCCCGAGGAUGACAUGGAACAUGAGGAGAAACAAAACAGAUUCCGAGCUUUAAGAAAUCGUCAAGACCUGUUCCAAGAGGAAGGCAUCCUGAAUCUGAUCUUGGAGGCAAUCGACAAAAUCAACGUGAUCACGUCGCAAGGUUUUCUCGUCGCGCUUUCCGGAGACGAGAGCGGACAAGCCUGGGACCAAAUAUCCGGCUACCUGUAUCAAUUGCUGGCAGCGAUUAUCAAAGGGAAUCACACGAACUGCGCACAGUUCGCUAACAGCAAUCGUCUAAAUUGGUUGUUCAGUCGACUGGGUUCGCAGGCUUCCAGCGAAGGUACAGGGAUGUUGGACGUACUUCACUGCGUCCUCAUCGAUUCGCCAGAGGCGUUAAACAUGAUGAGAGACGAGCAUAUCAAAGUAAUCAUCUCCCUACUCGAGAAGCACGGAAGGGAUCCAAAAGUAUUAGACGUUCUCUGUUCACUGUGCGUCGGUAAUGGCGUCGCGGUGCGCUCGUCGCAAAACAACAUCUGCGACUUCCUCCUGCCUGGGAAAAACCUUCUGCUACAAACGCAACUAGUAGAUCACGUAGCUAGCGUUAGACCGAAUAUAUUCGUCGGUAGAGUCGAGGGAUCAGCUCUCUAUCAAAAAUGGUACUUCGAAGUCACCGUGGACCAUAUCGAGCAGACAACACACAUGAUGCCUCAUCUGAGAAUCGGCUGGGCGAAUACUGCAGGAUACAUGCCGUACCCCGGCGGUGGCGAAAAAUGGGGAGGAAACGGUGUAGGCGACGACCUCUAUUCAUUCGGCUUCGACGGUGCCUACUUAUGGACCGGUGGCAGGAAAACCCAAGUGGUUCACAACGCCACCGAACCUUACAUCAGGAAAAGCGACGUGAUCGGCUGCGCUUUGGACCUGACGGUGCCCAUAAUCACGUUCACCUUCAACGGAGCACCCAUUCUAGGAUCCUUCCGAAACUUCAACUUGGACGGCAUGUUCUUCCCAUCGAUCAGCUGCUCUUCUAAGUUGUCCUGUCGAUUCCUUUUGGGUGGUGACCACGGCCGACUCAAGUUCCAACCACCGGAAGAGUUCUCACCCCUAGUGGAAAGUCUUUUGCCUCAGCAGAUACUAUCCCUGGACCCUUGCUUCUAUUUCGGCAAUAUGAACAAAGUGGUGUUAGCUGGGCCCUGGUUGGUCGAGGACGACACUGCUUUCGUUCCAGCCCCCGUUGACACCUCGAUGAUCAACUUGCCGUCAUAUGUCGAACAAAUAAGAGACAAGCUGGCUGAGAACAUCCACGAAAUGUGGGCGAUGAAUAAGAUCGAGGCUGGCUGGAUCUACGGAGAGCACAGAGAUGAUAUGAGGAAGAUUCAUCCGUGCAUCGUUCAAUUCGAGAAACUCCCAGCUGCUGAGAAGCGAUAUGACACGCAACUGGCUGUCCAGACGUUGAAAACUAUUCUGGCCCUGGGGUACUAUAUUACCAUGGACAAACCACCUUCUAGAAUAAAGACUCUGAGGCUACCCAAUGAACCAUUCCUGCAGAGCAGUGGAUACAAACCAGCGCCUCUUGAUCUUACUGCUAUCACACUUACUCCUAAGAUGGAGGAGCUGGUGGAUCAGCUUGCCGAGAAUACGCAUAAUUUGUGGGCGAAGGAGAGGAUCAGUCAGGGAUGGACCUAUGGUUUGAACGAAGAUUCAGAAAUGAGGAGGAGUCCGCAUUUAGUACCCUACCCGAAGGUUGAUGACGCUAUUAAGAAGGCUAAUCGAGACACUGCUAGCGAAACUGUUAGGACGCUCCUAGUUUAUGGGUAUAUGCUGGAACCACCUACUGGAGAGCAGCAUGAAGCUCUGCUCUUGGAGGCAAACAGGUUACGACAACUGGCCUUCAGAACGUACCGAGUAGAGAAGCACUACGCGGUAAGCAGCGGAAAAUGGUACUUCGAGUUCGAAGUCCUAACUGCAGGUCCAAUGCGUGUGGGGUGGGCGAAAGCAGAUUGCAUGCCCGGAAGCAUGCUAGGAAGCGACGAGAAUACGUGGGCAUUCGAUGGUUACAAUGAGGAAAAAGUAUACUCGGGCACAGCCGAAACAUUUGGCAAACAAUGGCAGGUUGGAGACGUUGUCGGGGUAUUCCUGGAUCUAAUUGACCGAACGAUUAGUUUCUCUCUGAAUGGAGAAUUGUUGAUGGACGCGCUCGGCGGCGAAACGUCGUUCGCCGACGUCCAAGGAGACUGUUUCGUGCCGGCCUUUACUCUUGGAGUCGGCCAGAAGGCGAAGCUCACGUUCGGUCAGGACGUAAACACGCUGAAAUUCUUUACCACAUGCGGUUUGCAAGAAGGAUACGAACCCUUCUGCGUAAAUAUGAAUCGCCCAGUAACAUACUGGUACACGAAAGACCAACCAAUCUUCGAGAACACCGACGACAUGGCCGACACCAGAAUAGACGUUGCCAGGAUCCCUGCAGGGUCCGACACCCCUCCGUGUCUCAAGAUCUCGCACAAUACGUUUGAAACCAUGGAGAAAGCGAACUGGGAGUUCCUACGGUUGUCUCUACCGGUUAUUUGUCAAUCAACGUUCAUCUCGGAGAACGAAAAAGUAAAAAGAUGGCAGGAAAUCAAGAUGCGGCAGAGCAGGCUGUUGUCCGAACAGGUGGAACAAGCGCAACAAGCCGCGCCAUCGGCUCAAAUGGAGCAGAUUAUGAAGUCUGGUUUCAGCAUGAGUGACAUUAAAGGGUUGCAGAGAAAUUACUCCGAAGAUGCAGUGGAAGCGGACGAGAUGAUGAAAGAGUCACCAUUGCCGAUGCAGAGGAACAAGCCAGUCAGACCUCCCAGGAAAGGUUCCCUUUACGGAUCACGAGGUGGUAACAUGGAGAACGCCAUCAGCGAGGGAGACAUGAACGGUUACGGUGACAUGAACGGAGACGUAAAAGACGACAAGAAGAAACGCGGGCGUUCACCGUUCCGCGAGCUUAGCAAAGAGACGGAAGAAGAACAGUUCUUCUCGCGCAAAGCGAAGUCGCCGGACGCAAAGUCGAAAACGCCCGAGCCGCCUGUCCGCUCCGACGUCUCCGACAAGAGCACGAAAACUCUGUCGAUGAACAAAGCAAGUAGCCGGCCUCCCCAAAUUCGCAUAUCAAAUACGGAUUUGAAGGUGAUACCGCCUCAAAUACCAGAACGGAACGCGCCGAAGGCGAUGUCAGUGCUGAGCGGGUCUGGCGUCGAGGCUAUUGGAAACGAAAUAUUCGACGCGGAUUGUCUCAAGCUGAUGAACGAAUACUUCUACGGCGUGAGGAUUUUUCCUGGACAGGAUCCAACCCACGUUUAUGUUGGCUGGGUCACGUCCCAGUAUCAUCUACAUACGAAGGACUUUAAUCUGUCUCGCGUGAGGAAGUCAUCCGUAGUUAUAACCGAUGAUUAUGACCGACCAGCUGAACAAGUGGACAGGCAAAGUUGCUACAUGGUCAGAGCAGAUGAACUAUACAAUGAAGUCACACAAGACGCAUCCGGCAAAGGAGCCUCCCAAGGGAUGUUCGUUGGUUGUUUCGUGGACACAGCAACCGGUUGGGUCUCGUUCACCUGUGAAGGCAAAGAGACCAGCCACAAAUUCAGAAUGGAACCCGACACCAAACUGUUCCCUGCCAUUUUCGUGGAAGCCACUAGCAAAGAGAUCCUUCAGAUCGAACUGGGAAGAACAUCGACGACUUUGCCACUGUCCGCUGCAGUUUUACAGAACUCGGAACGUCACGUUAUACCCCAAUUCCCGCCCAGAUUGAAGGUUCAGUGUCUGAAACCUCAUCAAUGGGCCAGGGUACCUAAUCAGUCGCUUCAGGUGCACGCGUUGAAGCUGUCUGACAUCAGGGGUUGGUCCAUGUUGUGUGAAGACGCAAUUUCAAUGCUGGCGUUGCACAUCCCUGAAGAGGAUAGAUGCAUCGAUAUCUUGGAGCUCAUUGAAAUGGACAAAUUGCUUAGCUUCCAUGCGCACACCCUAACACUUUACGCAGCUCUUUGCUACCAGUCGAACUACAGAGCAGCCCACGCUCUGUGCCAACACGUCGACCAGAAACAAUUGUUAUAUGCUAUUCGAGCGGAAUACAUGUCCGGGCCCCUACGACAAGGAUUCUACGACUUGCUGAUCGCUCUGCAUCUCGAGUCGCACGCGACGACGAUGGAAGUGUGCAAGAAUGAAUAUAUCAUUCCUUUAGGUCAAGAACUGAAAGACUUAUACGAAUCCGUGGAGAUGCGGCACAGUCUCAGGUACCUGGAAACCGAGUCGGUGCGACCGCAAAUGAAGAUGACAGAUAUCAGGGAAAUUCCUUCUAGCGAUCAAACGAUCGAGAACAUAAGGAGCCUCUACAGCCCGUACUUCCCUCUGGACGUCGUACGGGAUUACGUGAUGGAGGCCCUAAACGAGGCCGUCGAGGUCAAUCAAGUACACAACCGAGACCCUAUCGGUGGCAGCAACGAGAAUCUCUUCCUGCCGCUUUUGAAACUCGUCGAUAGGCUGCUGCUAGUCGGAAUGCUUAGAAACGAGGACAUCAUGAAGCUUUUGAUUAUGAUUCAUCCGGAAACUUGGGACCCAACGUUUGAUAAAGAAGGGAAAGACGAACACAAGAAGGGAUUGCUCCACAUGAAAAUGGCGGAAGGAGCGAAACUCCAGAUGUGCUACCUUCUUCACCAUCUGAACGACAUCCAACUGCGCCAUCGCGUCGAGUCCAUCAUUGCCUUCAGCCAUGACUUUGUCGGUGACCUUCAAGCCGAUCAGCUGCGUCGUUACAUCGACAUCAAACAGUCGGAUCUGCCGUCAGCGGUAGCAGCGAAGAAAACCAGAGAAUUCCGUUGCCCGCCACGUGAACAGAUGAACGCGAUUUUGAGCUUCAAGAACAUGGAGUUCGAGGAAGAUCCUGACAACAUACCUUGUGGAGAGGAUCUCAUUACCAGAAUGAACGAUUUUCACAGCAAUCUGAUGUCCUACGUAUCCCUAAACGCUCUUCAGGUUGCGGCUGAAGCUGAAAACGAACCAGCAGAGGAAGUUCAGAAGCCUGGAGCGAUGAAGAAGCUGUUCAAUUUCAUAAAUGCAGUAAAGGAACUGGAAGAAGAACCUAAGCCAGAACCUGAACCGGAAAAGAAGACUCCAGAAGAGGUGUUCCGAAAAGUACUGAUAUCAACCAUCGUCAACUGGGCAGAAGAAUCCCAGAUCGAAACACCGAAAUUGGUGCGUGAGAUGUUCAGCCUUCUGGUUCGUCAAUACGAUACCGUAGGUGAAUUAAUCAGGGCCUUGGAGAAGACUUACGUGAUCAACAGCAAGACAAGAGACGACGCUGCCUUGAUGUGGGUCGGUCUGAGCCAAAUUCGUGCACUGUUGCCUGUGCAAAUGUCCCAGGAGGAAGAAGAGUUGGUCAGAGAGAGACUCUGGAAGUUAGUGAACAAUCACACUUUCUUCCAGCAUCCAGAUCUGAUCAGAGUGUUGAGGAUCCACGAAAACGUCAUGGCGAUCAUGAUGAACACUCUGGGCAGACGAGCGCAAGCGCAAUCAGACGCUCAGACUCAAGCCCAAACCACCGAAGGAGAACCAGCUUCCAAAGAGAAAGACACUUCUCAUGAGAUGGUGGUAGCUUGUUGUCGAUUCCUUUGCUAUUUCUGCCGUACAUCCAGGCAAAAUCAAAAAGCCAUGUUCGAUCACUUUGACUUCUUGUUGGAGAACAGUAAUAUUCUGUUAUCGAGACCUUCUUUGAGAGGAUCAACACCAUUGGACGUAGCUUAUUCAUCGUUGAUGGAGAACACGGAGCUUGCGUUGGCUCUCAGAGAACACUAUCUCGAGAAAAUUGCUAUCUAUUUGUCUCGUUGCGGUUUGCAGUCGAAUUCUGAACUGGUAGAGAAAGGAUAUCCAGAUCUGGGUUGGGAUCCAGUGGAAGGUGAACGAUACUUGGACUUCUUGCGAUUCUGCGUGUGGGUCAAUGGCGAAAGCGUAGAGGAGAAUGCAAACUUGGUUAUACGUUUACUGAUCAGGAGACCGGAGUGUUUGGGUCCAGCAUUGCGAGGCGAGGGCGAAGGUCUGCUGAGAGCUAUUAUAGAUGCUAAUAAAAUGUCUGAACGCAUCGCCGAUCGGCGAAAGGUACACGAUGAAGCGGAAGGGACAGCAGUGAUGCAAUUUGAGCAUCCGCUUCCGGAAUCGGAUGACGAUGAAGAUUAUAUCGAUACAGGCGCUGCGAUCUUGAAUUUCUAUUGUACCCUGGUAGACUUGUUGGGUCGCUGCGCUCCGGAUUCUUCUGUGAUCGAGCAAGAGGCGUCGACAGAAUCAGUUGGGAAGAAUGAGUCUUUGCGAGCGAGAGCUAUUCUACGAUCGCUGGUGCCCCUCGACGAUCUUCAGGGUGUUUUGUCCUUGAGAUUCACGCUGCUGAACCCUGCGGCUGGUGAAGAGAAACCGAAAAGCGACAUGCCGUCUGGCCUGAUCCCGGGACACAAGCAGAGCGUUGUUUUGUUCUUGGAGCGCGUUUACGGCAUCGAAACACGGGAAUUGUUCUUCAAGAUACUCGAAGAAGCUUUCUUGCCUGAUCUUAGAGCAGCUACUAUGCUAGACAGGAACGAUGGCUACGAAUCCGACAUGGCGUUGGCGAUGAAUCGAUACAUCGGGAAUAGCAUCCUGCCUCUGUUGAUCAAGCAUUCCAAAUUCUACAACGAAGCGGACAAUUAUGCCAGUCUCCUCGACGCUACUUUACACACCGUUUACCGGUUGAGUAAAAACAGAAUGCUGACGAAGGGACAACGAGAGGCGGUGUCGGACUUCCUGGUGGCUUUAACUAGAGAAGUCCACGAAUUAAAUGUCUCCCAAAUGCAACCCAGUAUGCUGUUAAAGCUGCUCCGGAAGUUGACUGUAGAUGUGUCGAAGCUGUCAGAAUAUACCACCGUUGCACUAAGACUGUUGACUCUGCACUACGACCGUUGCGCGAAAUAUUACGGGUCUACCGGCGGACAGGGUGCAUACGGUGCAUCGAGUGAUGAAGAGAAACGUUUGACUAUGGUUCUCUUCAGUAACAUAUUCGAUUCCUUGUCCAAAAUGGACUAUGACCCAGAAUUAUUCGGCAAAGCCUUGCCCUGCCUUACGGCUAUUGGUUGUGCAUUGCCACCUGACUAUUCACUGUCUAAAAAUUAUGACGACGAGUGGUACGGCAGCAAAUCAGCCUCCACGCAAUCGCCGGAUGGACCCUAUAAUCCGCAGCCAAUUAACACCUCCAGUGUGGUGCUGAAUAAUGACCUCAAUCAAAUAGUACAGAAGUUCUCUGAACACUAUCACGAUGCUUGGGCUAGUCGAAAAUUAGAAAAUGGUUGGACCUAUGGUGAACAAUGGUCAGACGUAAACAAAACUCACCCCAGGUUGAAACCUUACAACAUGUUGAACGAUUACGAAAGGGAACGUUAUAAGGAACCAGUCAGGGAGAGCUUGAAAGCUUUGCUAGCCAUAGGAUGGAGCGUUGAACACGCAGAAGUGGAUGUACCUUCAACUAAUCGUAGUUCCAUGAGAAGAUCAUCGAAAAGUCAAGGUGAUUCAGCAAAUCCGUUCAAUUACAACCCCCAUCCAGUUGACAUGACGAAUCUGACAUUGAGCAGAGAGAUGCAGAAUAUGGCUGAACGUCUCGCGGACAAUGCACACGACAUCUGGGCGAAGAAAAAGAAGGAAGAGCUGGUGACUUGUGGAGGCGGUAUACAUCCUCAGUUGGUACCAUACGAUCUAUUGACAGACAAAGAAAAGCGAAAAGACCGUGAACGUUCACAGGAAUUUCUGAAAUAUCUACAGUACCAAGGUUAUAAGCUUCACAAACCAAAUCGCGGCGGAGAAUCGGAAGUAGCGACAGCGGGAGCCUCAGUGGAGCUAAGAUUUGCAUACUCGUUAUUGGAGAAGCUGAUAGCCUACUUGGACAAGGCUACGAUCAACAUGAAACUAUUGAAACCAUCCGACACGUUCAGCCGACGAAACAGCUUCAAAACAUCGACAAGGGACAUCAAAUUCUUCAGUAAGGUUGUGCUGCCAUUAAUGGAAAAGUAUUUCAGUACGCACAGAAAUUAUUUCAUCGCGGUGGCUACCGCGACCAACAACGUUGGGGCUGCCUCUUUGAAGGAAAAAGAAAUGGUAGCAGCUCUCUUCUGCAAAUUGGCUAGUUUGUUAAGGUCCAGAUUGGCUGCCUUCGGGCCAGAUGUUAGGAUCACAGUCCGUUGUCUUCAAGUGUUGGUCAAGGGCAUUGAUGCGAAGAGCUUGGUGAAGAACUGCCCAGAGUUUAUUAGAACAUCUAUGCUAACCUUCUUCAAUAACACUGCGGACGAUUUAGGUCAUACGAUUUUGAAUCUCCAAGAGGGAAAAUAUAGCCAUCUUCGAGGUACGCAUUUGAAAACGUCAACCUCUUUGUCGUACAUCAACAGCGUAGUUUUACCAGUAUUGACUGCGAUGUUUGAUCAUCUGGCUGCUUGCGAGUACGGCAGUGACCUUUUAUUGGACGAAAUUCAAGUCGCAUCCUACAAAAUGCUAGCGUCUCUGUACACUCUCGGCGUGGACGCUUCCCUGACGCACGACAGAAAGUACCUGAAAACUGAGAUCGAGCGUAACAAGCCCAACUUAGGUUCCUGUCUAGGUGCCUUCUCGAGUUGCUUCCCUGUGGCAUUUCUGGAACCUCAUUUGAACAAGCACAAUCAGUUUUCCCUUUUGAAUCGUAUCGCUGAUCAUUCCUUGGAAGCUCAAGACAUCAUGACGAAGAUGGAGUCGAGCAUGCCAACACUGGAGACAAUCUUAGCGGAAGUAGAUCAAUUCGUUGAGUCUGAGAAAACCUACAGUGACGUUCCUCAUGUCGUCGACGUGAUUCUGCCUUUGCUUUGCUCGUACUUGCCGUUCUGGUGGGCGCAAGGUCCAGACAAUGUGAACCCGACUGAAGGUACCUAUGUCAGCAUGGUAACUAGUGAUCACAUGAACCAGCUUCUCAAGAAUGUUCUCAAAUUGAUCAAGAAGAACAUUGGUAACGAGAAUGCUCCUUGGAUGACACGUAUCGCAGCCUACACUCAACAGAUCAUCAUCAACUCUUCGGAAGAGCUGUUGAAGGAUCCAUUCUUGCCAUUGGCCGAACGUGUCAGGAAACGUACCGACAACAUGUUCCACAAAGAGGAGUCUCUUCGAGGCUUCAUCAAAUCAUCAACGGAUGAUACGUCGCAGGUCGAGGCACAGAUUCAAGAGGAUUGGCAACUGUUGGUUCGCGACAUCUACUCGUUCUAUCCUCUGUUGAUCAAAUAUGUCGAUCUUCAAAGAAAUCACUGGCUUAGAAACAACAUACCCGAGGCUGAAGAUCUUUAUAAUCACGUCGCUGCGAUAUUCAACAUUUGGUCUAAAUCGCAAUACUUCUUAAGGGAGGAACAGAACUUUAUAUCGGCGAAUGAGAUUGAUAACAUGGUGCUGAUUAUGCCGACUGCUACUAGGAGAUCCACUACCAUUUCGGAUGGUACUGCACCUUCUGGUGGUGGCAAGAAAAAGAAGAAACAUCGCGACAAAAAAAGGGACAAAGACAAAGAGGUUCAAGCGUCUCUAAUGGUAGCCUGCUUGAAGAGGCUGCUGCCAGUAGGUCUGAAUUUGUUUGCCGGCCGCGAACAGGAAUUGGUUCAGCACUGCAAGGACAGAUUCCUGAAGAAGAUGCCUGAAUAUGACAUCGCAGAAUUCGCGAAAACGCAGUUGACUCUGCCGGAUAAGAUUGAUCCCGCCGACGAAAUGUCUUGGCAGCACUAUUUGUACUCGAAACUGGGUCAGAAGAAAGACGCCAUGGAACCAGUGAAGGCGCAACAGUUAGAGGACGUGGUCGCAAGGAUCACCGACAUGGCCAAAGUUCUUUACGGCUUGCACAUGAUAGAUCAUCCGCAACAGCAGAGCAAGGGUCAAUAUCGAUCCGUGGUGUCGAUACAACGUAAACGAGCCGUGAUCGCUUGUUUCCGUCAAACUUCCCUACAUUCCUUGCCCAGGCAUCGGGCUAUAAACAUAUUCGCGCGAACAUAUUACGAGCUCUGGUUGCAAGACGAGAACGUCGGUCAAGAAGUGAUGAUUGAAGACCUUACGCAAUCUUUCGAGGACGCAGAAUUAAAGAAGAUGGACAAAGACGAGGAUGAGAGCAAACCAGACCCUCUCACGCAAUUGGUUACAACGUUCUGUCGCGGUGCAAUGACAGAACGGUCCGGUGCACUUCAAGAAGAUCCGUUGUACAUGAGCUACGCUCGCAUCAUAUCGAAAUCUUGCGGUGAGGAGGAAGAAGAGGGCGAGGACGAGGGUGGAGGUGGCGAAGAAGAGGGAGGUGCCUCUAUCCAUAAGCCGGCGCAUAAGCUACUUAUGAGACCAAUGCACAAACUCAUGGAACAAGAAAUGGAGAAACAGAAGCUUCUCUUCCACCAAGCUCGCCUCGCCAAUCGCGGCGUAGCGGAGAUGGUCUUGUUGCACAUAUCAGCCUGCAAAGGUUUGCCCAGUGAGAUGGUUAUGAAAACCUUGGAGUUGGGCAUCUCGAUUCUACGCGGCGGUAACAUAGAGAUUCAGCGGGGAAUGCUAAACCAUUUGAAGGAAAAGAAAGACGUAGGAUUCUUCACGUCAAUCGCUGGUUUGAUGAACUCCUGCAGCGUGCUGGAUCUAGACGCUUUCGAGAGGAACACCAAAGCCGAAGGUCUCGGUGUCGGUUCAGAAGGAGCUGCUGGCGAGAAGAAUAUGCACGACGCUGAAUUCACGUGUGCUCUAUUUAGGUUCAUCCAAUUGACUUGUGAAGGUCACAAUCUUGACUGGCAGAAUUAUCUAAGAACUCAAGCUGGUAACACGACGACAGUAAACGUUGUUAUCUGUACCGUCGACUAUCUUCUAAGACUCCAGGAAUCUAUCAUGGACUUCUACUGGCAUUACUCCAGCAAGGAACUAAUAGAUCCAGCCGGCAAAGCUAACUUCUUCAAAGCUAUAGGCGUUGCCAGUCAAGUAUUCAACACGCUGACUGAAGUUAUUCAAGGACCUUGCGCGCAGAAUCAACAAGCACUGGCACACUCUCGAUUGUGGGACGCUGUCGGUGGUUUCCUCUUCCUCUUCUCCCACAUGCAAGACAAGUUAUCGAAGCACUCGAGUCAAGUAGACCUUCUAAAGGAAUUGCUGAACUUGCAGAAGGACAUGAUCACCAUGAUGCUGUCUAUGCUUGAGGGUAACGUCGUGAACGGAACGAUCGGAAAGCAAAUGGUGGACACGCUGGUAGAGUCAGCUGGCAACGUAGAAUUGAUUCUCAAAUACUUCGACAUGUUCUUGAAACUGAAGGAUCUGGUGUCGUCGCCAAGUUUCUUGGAGGUCGAUUUGAACAGCGACGGUUGGGUGUACCCUAAGGACUUCAAGGAGAAGAUGGAACAACAGAAGAGUUACACGAACGAAGAGAUCGAGUUCUUGUUAGCCUGUUGCGAGACGAACCACGACGGCAAAAUCGACUACGUCGCGUUCAUGGAUCGUUUCCACGAACCGGCAAAAGAAAUCGGCUUCAACCUUGCUGUCCUGUUGACCAACUUAUCGGAGCAUAUGCCGAACGAGCCCAGAUUGGCGAGAUUCCUUGAAACAGCUGGUUCCGUAUUGAAUUACUUCGAGCCAUUCCUAGGCAGGAUCGAGAUCCUCGGCGGGAACAAAAAGAUCGAGCGCGUAUACUUUGAGAUCAAAGAGUCGAACAUCGAACAAUGGGAGAAACCGCAGAUCAAGGAGUCCAAGAGGACAUACUUCUACAACACUGUUGUAGAGGCCGGCGAGAAAGAGAAGCUGGAAACGUUCAUCAACUUUUGCGAAGACGCUAUCUUUGAAAUGCAACACGCGAGCGCGCUGAUGGCGGUAGAGGAGAGCGGAGGAAUCGGGAAGGCCAGAGAAUCUUCUUAUACGUAUAUGACGGACGACGACGAAGAGAGGAACAAAGAUCCGAUCAGACGGGGCAUCCAAACGUUCAAGGACAGCAUCUAUUUCUUCUUCUCCAUAUUCUCACCCAGCAACAUCAAGAACAAGAUCGCUGAAAUGCAACAGAUGACGAUACUAGAACUCUUCGUUGGCUUCUUCAAGACGAUAUUCUACGCGUUUUACUACUCUGGCUUCGGUGUCGGCUGUGUUAUCAAAUACUUCAUGGGAUUACUGUUGGCGUUGAUGAAAGGACCGCACGUGGAAGAACCUGUGGUUGAGACGAAGGAAGAGGAAGAGAAACCGUCGAGGCAUCUACCGGCUCUACCACCUACUCCGGAUGAGUCUAAUCUACAGGUACAGGCGUUUGGAAUGGACAUAACGAAAGAAGAAGGCGGCCAGAUUAAGAUAGCGCCCCAUGAAUCGGCAACUUCGACACCGCAAUCAAGUAUCGAAGAAACUGGCGAAAGUACACCUGAGGAAGCCGCUGGUGACGAGGGUGCUAGAGCUGAAGGAGGUGGCGACACUGAAACGCCUGUUUCCUUGGUUGACUUAUUAGGUGGCGAACAAGCCAGAGCUCAAGCUGCAGCCGCUGCCGAAGCGGCAGCUGCGCAGCAGGCAGCAAUGGCUGCAGUUGAGGCAGAAGCGAAGCAGGAGACGACAACGGAAACUUCGUCGUCUAGUAUCGAUUUCUCCGAGUACACACAUCGCAUUGUGUCAUUCUUGGCUAGGAACUUCUAUAACUUGAAAUAUGUUGCCUUGGUUCUCGCUUUUUGCAUCAAUUUCAUGCUGCUGUUCUACAAGGUAUCAUCGUUGGCUAGCGAAGAAGAUGAGGAAGGCAGCGGUCAAAUGAUGGUGGACAUGUUGGCGGAGAUGUCUGGCGAGUGUCCAUCCGGUUCCGGUGACGGCGGCGGAAGUGGCGCGGAAAUGGGAAGCGGCAGCGGGGAGAACGAAUCAGAGGAAGAGGAAGAUGCGUACGCUUUGGAAUACGUGGAAGUGGCUGAGGAUUUCUAUUACAUGGCGCAUGUUAUGAGGCUCAUGGCUGUUCUUCAUUCGAUUGUCUCUCUCGCUAUGCUGGUCGCUUAUUAUCAUUUGAAGGUACCGCUGGCCAUCUUCAAACGAGAAAAGGAAAUCGCGCGAAGGGUAGAGUUCGAUGGGUUAUACAUCGCCGAGACGCCGGAAGAAGACGACAUCAAGGCACAUUGGGACAAGAUGGUAAUAUCGGCGAAGACAUUCCCCGUGAAUUACUGGGAUAAAUUCGUGAAGAAGAAAGUCCGACAGAAGUACAGCGAGACCUACGACUUUGACUACAUCAGCAACCUGCUUGGCAUGGAGAAGACAUCGUUCAGCCAGCAAGAAGAAGAAGGGUCUGGAUUGAUUCAUUUUAUCGUGAAUAUCGAUUGGAGGUAUCAAGUUUGGAAAGCUGGCGUUACCAUCACGGACAACGCAUUUUUGUACAGCUUGUGGUACUUCAUAUUUUCGAUCCUCGGUAAUUACAACAACUUCUUCUUCGCUGCCCACUUGUUGGACGUCGCGGUUGGUUUCAAGACGCUUCGUACGAUCUUGCAAUCCGUAACACACAACGGCAAACAAUUAGUGUUGACGGUGAUGUUGCUGACAAUCGUUGUGUACAUAUACACGGUCAUAGCCUUCAACUUCUUCAGAAAGUUUUAUAUACAAGAGGAGGACGACGAAGUGGACAAGAAGUGUCAUGACAUGUUAACGUGUUUCGUGUUCCACCUGUACAAAGGCGUCAGAGCUGGUGGUGGAAUCGGCGACGAGAUCGGCGAACCUGAUGGUGACGAUUACGAAGUUUAUCGUAUCAUGUUCGAUAUCACUUUCUUCUUCUUUGUCAUUGUCAUUCUGCUGGCUAUCAUUCAAGGUUUGAUUAUCGACGCUUUUGGUGAACUUCGAGACCAGCUCGAGAACGUGAAGACAAAUAUGGAGAGCAAUUGCUUCAUUUGUGGUUUAGGCAAGGAAUAUUUCGAUACAGUUCCUCAUGGUUUCGAUACACACGUUCAACAGGAGCACAAUCUUGCUAAUUACAUGUUCUUCCUCAUGCACUUGAUCAACAAACCGGACACCGAGUAUACUGGUCAGGAAACGUACGUAUGGAACAUGUACCAGCAAAGGUGUUGGGACUUCUUCCCGGUCGGAGAUUGCUUCCGAAAGCAGAAUGAGGCGGUAGAGGAGGAAGCGAAGAAGAAGUAAAGAAGAUCUAAUUUCCCGUGUGAUCGUGCACGAACGACCAAUCGAUUGUUACCGCGUAAGGAAGACACGCUUUCCUGAAACGUCUUCGAUAAUCGUAGUCUCCAAUUUCUACACGCAGAAGGGGAUGUGAUGCAUUAACACUAGAAUUACCAGACGGAUCAAAGUGAUCUGUUCCUUCUUUAGCGAUUAUUAAAAUCGUAAAGGUGCUUUUCCGGGGAAUUAAUUAAAUAGAUAAAUUUCUUCUGCCUCGACGAAUGCACUAUUAUAACUUUUCUGAGGAAUCGUAAGCUAGUCAGUUUGAUUGGUUGGUAUUUCUAGUAUUAAUACCGUUUGUCAGGCUAUGAUCAGAAUUUUAGGAUGUAACGUUCACGCGUGUACGUUAAUAGAUAAAGUAAAACGUUGAACGUACACUCUUAAGAACGGGACGCGCCUCGUUGCUGGAAACUCGAGCGAGCUGCGCGCACGUUUCGUACCGGAAACCGAAUCGCGUGUCCACUGCUGAGGACGAACAAGGACCUGGGAGACUGGUGAAAAUAUUUUUCCAACCUAUUUUUCCAACUUUGUAUGGAUGGCUGGAUCGUAUUAACCAACAGUUUCCUCCUUAGAUAGGUAAUUUGCAAACAUAUUGUUGAGUCAUUUGAAUUUACGGGGAACCGAUUGCACAAAUCUUGCAUUAUCAUGAAAACCGUUAUCGAUUGCCUUCUUUUCAUACGUCGGCCGACCACACUUGUGCAUAAGAAUUUAAUUCAUCCACGUAAUGUUUGAGAUUCUAUACGGUAAGAUGGUUAUUGUAAGUUGAAGGUGUUUAAAGUUUAUAUAUAAAAAUGUGUCGAGGAACCUCUACGUGAGAACUUUUUAACGAUCAUUGACGACUGAAAUCGCGAUGUAAUCAAAGAUGUCAAUACGUUGUAAAUAACGAUCUACGAAGAGAUUACCUGAGAAUAAAGAAAGACAUACUUCUUUAAGUUUUC
Molecule: messenger RNA, 16388 nt
Organism: Nomia melanderi (Alkali bee)
Lineage: Eukaryota; Metazoa; Arthropoda; Insecta; Hymenoptera; Halictidae
Source: RefSeq, a predicted model, not a curated record